UGUAAUACUAGCCUGCAAGCAAUAGGUUUUGGUUUACCAGGCUGAUUGAAUCGUAGCAGUUAUCGUAUUAGUAUUUGUUCAUUCACUGUGAGCCUUUUCAUCGUUAUGAUACAAUUCAGAGCCAGUAUUCCAAAGGCAUUUGGUAACACAAGGCUUGGUCCCACUCCAGGCUUUAUUUCGACAGUUUCUUCUGCAAACUUGUGGAAAAAAUCACCAAGCAUACGAUACAGACGAUACCGAUCGACGUCAGCUUCCGACGAAAAUGGACCUUCUUACAUAUCGAACCCGGGCUCCAAUCCGUUGCUCGAGAAAACUUUGGGCCAGCUACUCGACGUGGCAGCAGAAAGAUUUCCUAACAGAGAAAGCCUUGUAUCUGUCCAUCAAAAUAUGCGGAUGACAUUUUCCGAGGCUCGAAAAAGGGCCGACAAAUUCGCGGCAGGGUUGAAAAAAAUGGGCUUGAAAACGGGCGACAGAGUUGGAAUCUGGGGCCCAAAUUCCAUCGAGUGGAGCGUGGCUUUCUUGGCCAUUGCCAGGGCUGGAUUCAAGGUCGUCGGAAUGAACCCUGCGGAUCAGCUACACGAGUUGAUGUACGGCAUCGACAAAGUCGGGACCAAGGCUGUCGUUGCAGCGGAUAUUUUCAAGACUCAAAAUUACCCGGAAAUGCUGCUCAGUGCCAAGAGCCGGUGUCCAACUCUGGAACACAUCAUUAUAUUCAGUGAUCAGCACGUAAGUGGAACCAGGAGAUUCGUUGACGUCGAGUCCUUGGCUAGUGGCAUUGAAGUGGAAGCCGUCGGUGCUGAACAGAGUGAAAUCUCUCCCGGGAGUGGCGCGAUUAUUCAAUUCACUUCCGGUACCACUGGACAACCAAAAGCACCUGAGGUGGCCCACAGAUCAUACGUCAACAAUUCCAGGCAGGCUGUUGAGAGGUUUAGACUGAGUGACAGCCACCAUAAGAUCUGUCUUAACGUUCCAUAUUUCCAUGCUUUUGGUCUGAACAUGGGAAUAGUGACGAGUCUGCAAUGUGGAGCAACGGUCGUCCUUGCCGGACCAUCUUUCAAUCCUAAGGAAUCGGUGAAUGCCAUUGUGAAGGAGAAAUGUACAGUGAUAUACGGAACUCCUACGAUGUGGGUGGAUUUGGUGAACACGCAGCAAGAGAUGAUGGCUCCGAUUGGCGAGAUUUCGAUCGGUCUCACCGGUGGCUCUCCAGCGUCGCCAGACCUCUUUAAAAGAACUAGAGAAACGUUUGGGUUUGACUUCAUGAAGUCGAUAUACGGAUUGUCCGAGACCACUUGCAUGAGCUUCCAGACGCCGCUAAACACGCCCAGAGAUAUUGCUGAAACGACUGUUGGAUACUUAUCGGAUCACACCGAAGUCCAGGUGGUCGACGAGAAUGGAGUUCCCGUUCCAUUCGGAACACCCGGAGAACUCUGGACUCGCGGCUAUCACACGAUGAUUGGUUACUGGGGAGACAAGGAAAACACCAGGAAGACCAAGACCGAUGAUGGCUGGCUGAAAACUGGGGAUCAGUUCAUCCUGCGGCCAGACGGCUACGGCCGGAUCAUCGGCAGACUCAAGGACAUGCUGAUAAGGGGCGGUGAAAACAUAUUUCCGAAGGAGAUUGAAGAGUUCCUUGAGACCCAUCCGGCAGUCAUGGAGGCCCAUGUUUUCGGAGUUCAUGAUGACCGUCUGGGCGAGGAUGUCUGCGCCUGCGUUCGUCUAAAGCCGGGUGUUGCCGGCCUGACGGCUCAGGACAUCAAGGAAUACGGAAAGGAGAGAAUAGCGCACUUCAAAAUUCCGAGAUACGUCCAUCUGACCAAGGGAUUUCCGAAAACGACCAGCGGAAAAAUCAAGAAGCACGUCCUCAGGGAGAGCCUGGAAGCACAGGGAAUUGUGCCGAAGAAACCAAACAUUAUCUAAGGGAAAAGUUGUAUACACUCGAAUAUCUGCGCAGUUUUAAAAGUGGCUACACUGUUAAAUUCUCUCGGACAGAAGUUUAUUUUUUCUUCUUCCCCAACUGUUAGGUAUACUUGCCAAUCUUUAUUU
This is a messenger RNA of Diprion similis, 2043 nucleotides long. It is a transcript of the gene Acsf2, whose product is annotated as medium-chain acyl-CoA ligase ACSF2, mitochondrial. Gene Ontology annotation, molecular function: medium-chain fatty acid-CoA ligase activity. Gene Ontology annotation, biological process: fatty acid metabolic process. The record is from RefSeq and is a predicted model, not a curated record. The coding region runs from base 106 to 1917 and encodes 603 amino acids. The transcript has 9 exons. NCBI's taxonomy places the organism in Eukaryota, Metazoa, Arthropoda, Insecta, Hymenoptera, Diprionidae.